CUCCACCCAAGCCCAACAAGAAGUCCCCCACUGCUAAGCCUAGUGCUGCUACGCCUACUCCAUCCUCAUCAGCAGCAGCCCAUCCGCACCCGCACCCGUACCUCGCUUCGGCGUCGUCGUCGUCGUCGUCGCCGCCGCCCCCCGAACCGCGCAAGAACAGCUCCGCUGCUCGCGAACGACUGCACCCGCCGCAUGCACCGCCAGACGAGCACCCUCGUCGCGCGCGUUCCCAGCGCACCCACCACCACCACCCUCAUCACCACUCCCACCAGCAGCAGCAGCGGCGCUCGUUGUCCAAAGUCCGCCACCAGCAUCCUGGCCGCUCCACUGACGCUGGAACGGAACCUGUUUUUCGAGCAGCUGCUGGCAACCGCCCGCUCUCAGUAACGCAGCGCACUUCACGUGAGCUUUUCGGCGACAACUUCGAUGCAGACACGCUAUUGGCCAUAAACGCCAUCUACGCCAACGACGCCAACGACGCCAAUAACACUGCUGCGCAGCAAUCGACGCCGGCGAAUUACGCAGACGCGCCGGGCGCAGCACGAGCGCAGCUUCAGCAGCCGUCGGAACCGUCGUCUGCUGCAACGCUAUCGCAAACAGAUCAGACCACUGGAAACCACAGCUCGGAGGCUGCCAAUCCCGCAGUGCGUUUGUCGCAGAUACUGGGCGAGGCAGGCAUGGACGGGCUCACGUCGCCAAAUGGCAUCAAUUCGCGCCAGAGGUACAGCGACGAGACGAAGGAGAGCAAAGUGCUGAAAAAGAAGAGCGGCUUUUCAAGCCUGAUGUCAAGCCUGGUCGGUGCGCCACGAAAGCCUACCAUAUCAGCACCUGAGAACCCCGUGCACGUCACGCACGUGGGCUAUGAUCAAGAGACUGGAGAAUUCACGGGACUUCCCAAGGAGUGGCAGAGGACUCUACAAGCCAACGGCAUCACCGAACAGGAGCAGAAGAAGAAUCCACAGGCAAUCAUCGAUGUUGUCACGUUCUUCAAUGAGAACAAUGACAAUGGUAGUGAUGACUGGACGUAUCACAAAUUUGAUCAUGCGAAACCAUCGGAAAGCCCGCAGGGCUAUCAGUCUGCUCUGAGUCCAGGAGGGUAUGUGUUGAGUCCGCCUGCAAGUCCACGGUUUCCCAAGAACGAAGGCGAGAGCUUCGAGAACCCCAGAGCGCCGCCACCCGUACCGCGAGGAUCAAGUCAAGGCUAUGGCAUGAGCUCACCCAUCAGUCCUCAAAUGAAUGGCAACAUGCUGCCCUUGCGGCCUGCACCUAGACCACCCGGAAGCCAAUCAUCCAAUAUGAUUCCACAACGACCAGCACCGCCAGUGCCAGGUUCGCAAAGAGAUCAGCCUCGCACUGAAGAUGGAUUGCCAGCUGUCAGAUACGCGCCACCUACUGUAACAGACAUCUCAUCAAAUACCCAGCCCAUGCAGAACAGGAGUCGUGCCAACACAGGACCAACGUACCAGUCCCAGCAACAGCAGCAGUCUCCUAUAUCUUCUCCGCACCAGUAUCAGCAACAGCAAGAGCAGGCCAUGAAAGCAGCCCAGCAAGCACUCAAGCAGGCGUCGCUAGAGCGUUCACAAUCGCAACGACACCCAUCCAACAACGCCUCGCACCAUGAACAACAGCAGCAGCAGCAGAUAGCACCUGCCUCAUCCGAUACACGCCAAGUACCACAUCCUGCGGCUGUCGAUCCCAGGGUCGGCCCUGCACCUAGACCUCGACAGCGUCCUCGCCAAUCAAUCACUAAUGCGGAAGUCCUUAAUAAGCUCCAGCAUAUCUGUAAUGCGGCCGAUCCUACUAAAAAAUACCGCAAUCUCAUCAAAAUCGGCCAGGGAGCUUCUGGUGGUGUGUACACAGCCUUUGAAGUCGGGACGAAUAAGUGUGUGGCCAUCAAGCAGAUGAACCUGGAGCAGCAGCCCAAGAAGGAUCUGAUCAUCAACGAAAUCCUGGUCAUGAAGGACAGCAAGCAUAAGAACGUGGUCAAUUUCAUGGACAGCUUCCUCGUCAAAGGUGACUUGUGGGUGGUCAUGGAGUACAUGGAAGGUGGCAGUCUGACUGAUGUGGUGACAUUUAACAUGAUGUCCGAGGGCCAGAUCUCGGCAGUCUGCCGAGAGACACUUCAUGGCCUGCAGUUUCUGCAUUCCAAGGGCGUCAUCCAUCGCGACAUCAAGUCUGACAAUAUCCUGCUGUCGUUGGAAGGCAGCAUCAAGCUGACGGAUUUUGGAUUCUGCGCCCAGAUUAAUGAGUCGCAUAUGAAGCGUACCACCAUGGUUGGGACACCGUAUUGGAUGGCACCGGAAGUGGUCACGAGGAAGGAGUACGGUCGAAAGAUUGACAUUUGGUCACUUGGCAUCAUGGCCAUUGAGAUGAUCGAAGGAGAGCCGCCAUACCUCACGGAAUCCCCACUCCGUGCUCUGUAUCUCAUCGCGACUAACGGUACGCCCACGAUCAAAGAGGAGCAUAAUCUCACGCCAGUCUUCCGAGACUUUUUGCAAUUUGCGCUCAAGGUCGAUCCGGAGAAGAGAGCAUCGGCCCAUGAUCUUUUGAAGCACGCUUUCAUCCAGACAGCUGAGCCUCUCGCAACCCUGGCACCAUUGGUUAAGGCAGCUCGGCUUGCUCGAGCAGAGGAACGCAAGAACAAAGGUUGAAAAGGAAUCUGACGAGUCAAUGGCAACGAGUCAGAUAGGGCCAGGAUAUAUAUCAUCGCGGCAGACCACUUGACUUGACGCAAACCACGACAGAACACUCGGCCGGCUACUGAUGCGUGGACGAGAGCGGCGAUGGGGUGGGGUGGGAGUGUGGCCCGGCCCAUAAGCUUCGGGCAUUCACCGUCCUUUUGCUAGACGAACAAAGUGCAGAGAAGAUACAUGAUGCGAUCGGGGGACCACGACAGAACGCUGGGGGAGCCCUGACGGCAGCGUGCGCGGGCUAUAGAGGGUACGGAGUUAUGAUGGCAUGAAGAAGCGACGGCGCGGUGGGAAUGGGAGUGAAAAGAGAUUCUUUGGUUAUUAGUAUAUCUAAAGCCCGCCCACUCGAUGGAAGCAGCGUGAGGCUCCAAAGCAAAUGACACGAUCAAUUGCAACCUACCAUGAUGUCAGCGGCGUGCGCUGCGAUGUUUUUUCAACUUCCGUUCAGUUUGUAUGUACCUCAGGAGGUAGGCAGGCAGCGGAGUCCGAGACAGAGAUAAAGUCCGAGAGGGAGGCGGAGGAGGGUGAGGUGGAGGCGGAGGAAGAGUCAGGUACAGGCACAGUACAGGAGGAGGAGGAAGAGGAAGAGGAGGAGGGGGGCAUCGGAG
Messenger RNA from Sphaerulina musiva SO2202, 3298 nucleotides. Its product is annotated as Pkinase-domain-containing protein. The record is from RefSeq and is a predicted model, not a curated record. Lineage: Eukaryota; Fungi; Ascomycota; Dothideomycetes; Mycosphaerellales; Mycosphaerellaceae. Gene Ontology annotation, molecular function: ATP binding; protein serine/threonine kinase activity. Gene Ontology annotation, cellular component: cytoplasm. Gene Ontology annotation, biological process: protein phosphorylation; intracellular signal transduction; regulation of MAPK cascade. The transcript is spliced from 3 exons. Bases 678 to 2651 code for a protein of 657 amino acids.